Molecule: messenger RNA, 23763 nt
Organism: Danaus chrysippus (African queen)
Lineage: Eukaryota; Metazoa; Arthropoda; Insecta; Lepidoptera; Nymphalidae
Source: the annotation of a GenBank genome assembly
AUGUCGGACGGCCGCGACUCUCCGUCGCAGAGCGGUCUCCGUGACCGCGUCAGCUUCUUCGAGAGAGUGUGGUCCGGACGCACCAAGAGAGACUCAGUGGAAGCCACUACCGAUGUGGACGAAAUAGAACGUAAAAUAGAACAACGCAAACGGCGGCCGGAGUCGCCGAAAAUUGAAGUGAAGUUGAAACACACGCGCGACACCCAGUCGCCGUCUAAGAGUUUCGAAACUCCUUUCCCUAAUUUGAAGUUGCGGCAUGUGGAGCCUGAGGAGGCGGCGGAGCGUCAGGUCGAGGAGGGCGACCUGGCGGCCGGAGUGCGCUUCGUCAGGUUCGAGAGGGUCACGGUCAAGAAGACGGUCACCGAGCUGAAGUCCGAAGACCGGCCCGACUCGCCCCACGAGUGGUACUCGGAGUACAAGCACCACACCUUACACACGGCUCCCAGAAAGGACUAUGUCCGGAGCAAAUCGGAAUACGAUUCUCACAUCGCAGAAAUACGAGAUGAACAGGAAAGAGUACAAAAGAAGACGUUCGUUAAUUGGAUAAAUUCCCACUUAUCGAAGCGUAUACCUCCCAUGCGGAUUGACGACCUCAUAUACGAUUUACGAGAUGGCACCAAACUACUGGCGCUACUUGAAGUGUUAUCCGGAGAGAAACUGCCGAUGGAGCGCGGUCGAGUUCUCCGUCGUCCUCACUUCCUCUCCAACGCGAACACGGCACUUCGUUUCCUUGCUGGCAAGAGGAUCAAGUUGGUCAACAUCAACGCAGCCGAUCUGGUUGACGGGAGACCAGCAGUCGUCCUUGGACUCAUAUGGACUAUCAUACUCUACUUCCAGAUCGAAGAGAACAGUCGCGCCCUGGAGUACCUCAGCGGGUCGAGGUGUGCGUCCGCUAUGUCCCAGGAAUCUGCCCCACGAGCUGAGGAAAGGUGGAAGCAAGGCGCCAAGAAGACGCUGCUGCAGUGGGUCGCCAACGCACUGCCCAAGGACUCAAAUAUUCAAGUAUCUGACUUCGGUCCGUCGUGGAGAGACGGUGUCGCCUUCUUAGCUAUUAUCGACGCGAUCAAGGCAAACCUCAUCAAUUUAGCAGAAAUGAAGAGGAAGACUAACAGACAGCGACUCGAACAUGCCUUUGACCUGGCUGAAAACGAGCUGGGCAUCGCUAAACUAUUGGACGCUGAGGAUGUAGAUGUGGAUAAACCUGAUGAGAGAUCCAUCAUGACCUAUGUAGCACAGUUCUUACACAAAUACCCAGAACCGAAGACUACUGGCCCGGAUGCAGUGGCAGCGGUUCAAGAAGAAUACGAAUUAUUACGAGCCUGGCUGACGGAGAGGGUCAGCGUAUUGACGCGACACUUCGAAACCAGAACCUUAUCAAGAAACUACGAAGACUAUGUCAGGGCUGAAACUGAUAGACGCUCCAGAGAACCUGGAUAUCUCAAGCUGGAGAAGCUUAUGUACGCCCAAAGUCAUGUGGCUAUCGCUCCUCGCUCCUGGAGAGAGCUGGUCGAUCUGUGGAUCGAAUUGGAGAGACUGCAUAGGAGAUGGCUUUGGAUGCUGGAUUCAGAUCUUCCUGGAGAUUUCAGGAAUAUAGGCGAGUGGCUUGCGAAGGCCGAAUAUUUACUGUAUUUCGACGAACUACCGACUGCUUUAGAUGAUAGAACGGCAGCCAUCAUUAGCGAAAAGCUAGAAGAACAUAGCAACUUCUUUGCCGAUUUACCCGAUGUUUUAGAUAGAUUUGAAGCGGCUUUGAGAUCACCGGACGCUUCUAGGAUACCUCCUGAAAGGUUACAGGAUAUGAAGGAGCGUCUGGAGAUUGUUCAUCGUAGAGCGCCUCAGAGGAAAUCAAGAUUAAAGUACUUGGAACACAAGUGCUGCAUUGUUGCUUUCACGGAAUUGACGAAGUCCAAGCUUGCCACGUGGACCGGCAAGUAUGGGCGCAUAGAAAAUGUAAGAGCCUUACUGGAUGACUAUGACAACUUUGUAACAAAGAACAAAAUAUUCCAAGAAUUUGACAGAGCUUACGUUGAUAUUAAGCAAGUGGCUGAAGAGUACAAAAAAGUCUGCGAAGUCGACAGGACGGAGGCGAGAGAAAUAGACACGUUUUUGAAAGAGGUCGCUGAAAACUGGCGCAGGGUGGCUUCUGAUGUAAGAUGUUCGAGAAGUGUCCUGGAAGAAGUUAUCGCUCACUGGGAGCGGUGGACAUCUUUAUCAGAUCAGUUCACCCAGUGGCUUGAUAGAGCACAACACAUGCUGAGAGUGUCAGAAGACGAAAGAUUAGAAUUCUUCCAAGAUUUAACAGUUUGGAAGGAAAAGCACCAACUCCUUGGAGACGCUGCUGGUUUCUUGGCAGCAACAUGCUCGGAUGAUAUAACCUCAGAAAUCAAGAGGAAAUAUGUCGAAAUCACUGAACGCUGGGAACGAAUUUGGGAGGAAGCUGAGCGUUACGUCCGUGGUGGUGAUGUUCUCCGUCAUCGACGCGAGCUGGCUCAGGGGAUUCAGAAAUUAGACAACUGGCUCAUGGCCGCGGAAAACCUACUGGCGUCCAAGCCACGAGGCACCACCGACGAUAUUCAGACAUACAUAAACCGCCUCCUACAACUCAAUGAGGAGAUCGAAGAACAUGAGGAGCUUUUCAAGUCUAUUAGCAGAACCUUCCAAACGGCAAUCGCCGAUCUCCCUCGGGACGAAGUGGAAGCCAAUAUGUCUAAGUUGAAGCAGCAGAAGGAAGCACUCGUGUACGUGAGGGCCACAGUCCCAGUGAAGCUGCACCAGCAUAGACAGCUGCUGGUGCAGCAUGAGUCACUGGAGAGUGGACAGAAAGAGAUCGGACGUUGGCUGGAUAAGGCAGAGGACACACUCCGCAGUAUGGAUACCAGGCGUGAGGUGAUAGAAGAAUGUUAUGAAGUCCACCGCAGCUUCUUCUCCCGUACGACCUACUAUCGCUCCAUGUUGGAGAGCAAGAACAAGGUGUUCCAGAACAUCGUCAGCAGCGCGGACACUGACCGCAGCGCUGACGUCACGGAUCAGAUACGAUUGAUGAAGGACCUCAACGACCGUUUUGCCCAAGUAUCGUCGGAUGCUACUCGUAAAGAAGCUGAACUUCAACGUUUGGUUCGCGCUUGGGAAGAAUUCGACGAGAAAGCCAGAAUUGUACGGGAGUGGACCUCUAGGGCUGAAGCACUCCUGGCUGAUAACAGGAUCGAUUCUAAACAAGCCGUCGACUUCCAUAAACGAUUCUUCCAGGAGGCCGACGAGAGGGCCGUUUCAGAACUGGUCAGAUCUGGACGAGAGUUGAUUGAAUUGGUAAGCGAACCAGAACGGCCUUCAGUGGUGGAGACAGUAGAACAGCUGCAGCGCCGCUGGAGAGAGUUGCUGCAAGCGGCGCCGGCGCAUCUCAUGCGGCUCGAGUUCAGGCUGGACGAGGCAGUGUUACAGCACACCGUUAAGGAAAUAGACAAGGAGAUCGUCUACGAAGAACAGGCCUAUAACCAAAGCGAUGACGCGGAUGGUAUUCUUAUCAGGAAUGAGGAAUACUUCCGUAACCAAGGAAAGAUCAUGCAGGUUGAACAAUGUCUUCAGAACUUAAAGAAGAUAUCUCAAAGCUACACCCAACAGACUGGAGACAAUUCUUUGGAAGAAGAGUUAAGGAAAUGCGAACAAAUGUGGGAAGCCACAGUUCACAGAGUAGAACACUUCAGACAACAGCUACAGAGGAUUCCUGCUAAGUGGGAUGCUUAUAGAGAAAAAUUCAGGGAGAUGGAGAUGUGGAUGGACCACGUCGACAAGACCAUGGACAGUAUUGUGAGAGAAGUUGAUUCCGCUGAGGCAUUUGAACGAGAGAAAACCAUCUUCCAGUUAAGAGAAUUAAUGAACAUUUGCCGCGAAGCCGAUAGAAAACGGGAAGAUAUGAAGUGGCUGGUUCAGACACUGGAUAUGCUCUCGAACCAUUGUUCCGAUGCUGAAGCUCAGGAGGAACAGCUGCGAUUGGAGAACCUUAUCGCCAGAUACAAGAACCUAAUUCCAACAAUUGAGAUUACUAUGAUAAAGACAGAGACAUACACUCGCUGUUACACUUAUCGUAGAGAAGUUCACGAAGUUAUAUGCAUUCUUGAGGGCGCUAAAGAACAAGCCAGAGUUGAACCAGAUUUGCAAUCUCUACAACAUGUGGAACAAUUAGUCCUCGAACAGCAGGCUGCUGUACAGAAGUUAGACAGGCAACGCCCGUCUGUAAUGUCAAUGCUUCACAGAGGAAAGGAACUUAUUAAGGAUGCUAAUGCUCCAGCCUUCGUGAGAGAGGAUGUAAGGAAUCUGGAAACAGGGUGGAAUACCGCUUAUGAGACGAAUACCGAAAAACUCCACAAACUCAGAGACACUCAGAAGGUGUGGUCCAAUUACGAAUACCAAAAGGAAGACUUGCUUUCAGAUAUCAAUAAAAUAGAAAGCUUCGUUGCACAUCCAGGGUUAGAACUUGGAGUUUCUAACAUAAACCGAGAACUACAGGAGACAAAGUCAAUCAGUACCGAUUUGGAACGCGCUAAAGGCGAAAAACUGCCACAGUUACAACAAUCGUAUGCUGAGUUACAGUCUCUUACAUCGAAUAAACCUAAACCAGUUAUUGAAAAGGAUCUGGAAACAAUUCAAAGGAAAUUAGUUAGAGUUGAAGAAGACGUUAAAACGAAAGUAGAUCAUUUAGAGAAAUUCAAUGAAGAAUGGGUAAAAAUUGAGAACCAAUUAGAACAUGUCCGCGAUUGGAUAAAGAAAGAGAGCCCACUUCUUAUAUCACAAAUAAGGUCAGAUAAUAUAACACCAGAAGAACGUGUAGAGAAAUCACAAUCUCUACAAAAAGUUAUUGCAGAGAAACUUGAAACAGUUCGAAAAGUUGCUGAUCAAGGUACUAAGUUGGCAGUUGAGCACAGAGUUCAGGAUGCUAACAGACUUAAAGGGGAUGUUGUUGUAUUGGAAAAAAUGAUGGCAGACCUUCAACGAUCAAUGGAACAUCAAACGAAAGUGGUUGAACAUGACUUAGCAAGUUGGCAAAAGUAUCAGAAGGGUGUAUCGGAGAUUAAACCGUGGAUAGAGGAAGCCGAAAUUAAACUAGGUAACGUUCCUAAACCGGCAUCAUUACCGGAAGCCCAACAAUUACAACAGCAAUCCAGAGCACUCAUCACCGAUUGCGAGAAGCAGCUCAUGAAUUUACAGAUCUUGUCCAGCGUUAGUCAUCAGUUAUCAGGAAAGACGAGUGCCCCUGACGAAGUUGAUGCUAUCCACUCGAGAUGGGCGGUAGUACACGACCUAUCAGACCAAUGGAACAAUAAGUUAGAUAAAUUAGUAACUAACUGGGAAAACUUUGAGAAAGAAGCUGAAAAACUUGAGUCUUGGAUCGAAAAUGGUGAAAAACUAAUUAAUAGUCGUAUUAUCAAUGUUGAAACACCUCAAGUAGAAAAACUUGAUAGAGAACUUAAUAAACUCAAAUCCUUUGGUAAUGAAAUUUCACAACAACAAGCAAAAAUUAUUAGCCUGUCUCAAACUUGUGAUAAUAUAUGUCAUAGCAUACAACCCGAGGGAGCAACUUUAUUGAAAAAUAAAGUAGCAGACAUCAAGGAACGAACAAACGCCUUGGCGGAUACUGUAAGAAUGAAAGUUAAUGAGUUGUCCGAUAAAAUCAUUGUAAAGCAGGAAUUCCUAACUAAGUUACACAAUUUUGAUAACUGGAUUACUGACUUCAGAAGGAAGACUGAAAGUUAUGAUCAAAUAAGUUCUGAUCGAGUAGAACCUACUCUUCAAUCUAUGCAUGUUCUUCUUCAAGAGCAUGCUGCUAAAGCACCUGAAUUUACUGAAAUUUACAAUGAAGUUAAAAAUAUGACUCUCGCAUCCCAUCCAGAAGAAACUCGGUCUUUGAGUGAUACUUAUUCAAAUAUUGCUCAACAUUAUCAAAUAAUUGAAACAAAUAUUCAACAAAAUAAAGCUAUUCUCAAAAAAUGGUCAGAUUUACUAAAUUGGCAUGAAGACAACAAACAACAGUUAAGCCACAUUCAGUAUCAAACAGAAGGGCCGAAAUUAACUCCUGAGAGCUACGAAAUUCUUCGUCAAGAAUUAGUUAAUAUUAUUGCUAAAAUACCAGAAUGGAAAAGUAAUGUAGCACUAUUAGAUGGCCCUUCUCGAAUCAAAGUUACAGAUCAGAGCACUGGUAGAAUAAUACCUCCUUCUAGUCUGGUCAAAGAAAUAGAAAUGAAAGCCGAGUCUUUAUUAAAUGCUGUGACUACUAAAAGAGAUCUGGUACAAAAAGUCGGGGCUAGAUGGGACAAAUUUAAUGCACAAAAUCAAGCUUUGUCUGAAGUUUUGCAUAAUGUUCAAUCAGUACUAAAUGAAAUGUCUCAACAAACUGUUCCCUUGACAGAAGCCACUAUUCAGGAUAUGACAGAGAAGUUAGAUAGUGUCGACUCUGAACUUAAAGAGAAACAAUCUAUAAGAAAAGAAUUCAGAGAAGAAGGUUUACAUCUUAUGAGAGAAGAUCAGCCAAAUAUGGGAACCAUUCAAAACGCUUUAUCAUCAGCAGACAAUAAUUGGGAUCAAGUGGUUAACUUCGUUCGGGAUACUAAGAAUAAGUAUAUUCUUCUAUCAUCAACAUUACAAGAAUUAAAGAAUUUUACAGUCGCUUUUGAUAGGGAAAUGAAUAGAGCUGAACAAUUAUACAAUGAAUGCAUGGAGGCACCCAAUGAUUACAUGCAAACUGCUCAAUCUUUAGACAAGGCGAAAAAAUCAUAUGAGCUUUUAAAACGCUCUAAGGGCUUACUGGAUCAAAUGGAACUGAUUAAACAAUCAGUACUUAAGCAAGCAUCAACUUUAGGUGGAUUUGAUACUAGUCCAUUAGAAGAAGCGUUCUUAAACUCACAAACACAGUGGGAAAAAGUUAACGACGGAAUAAUUAAACGGAUACAAGAUCUAGAAUCCCAAUUAAUUGCAUGGCGCCAAAUUGAUGACACCAGAAACCAAGUAGUAACCUGGUUGAGUGAAACAGGCCAAAACUUAGCGAAUGCUUGUGAUAAUCUUGAAAUCAGAUUUGGCCAAAAUCACUUGUUGAAAUAUAAAGAAGAAUUGCCAAUUUAUUUGGGAUUGAAAAAUAGCAUCAAAACUAAAUGUGAGCAAAUUACCAACUUAAAUAAAAGUAUACCAUUAAGUCAGGUUUCUUCUAUAACUGAUUAUCUGGAUAGCGAAUUUGAAGCAUUAAAAAACUUGUCAGAUAACUUAGAGGAAGCUGUUUCAUCUUUAGAAACAAAAGAAAAUAAACUGAAAGAAAAUAUCAAGCGAUUAUCAGAUAGUAUCAGUAAAAUAAGAGAUGACAUUAUAAAAUGUGACGAUAUGUCAGGUGACAAUGCGAAAAUUCUAGAUAGAUUGAAAAAAUGUCAGUUAUGUAAAGUUGAAUUACAAAACCUUAGUGACGAAUUAGACAAUCUUACCCAAAAUGUGUCUGAAAUGAAUGCUAAUUAUCCUGGAUUUUACGAAUCGUUAGUACCGAAAGAACUUAGUACUUUACAAAAGCGAUUUGAAAGCGUUUUAAUUCAUGCUAACAAAACUGAGACAACUUUAUUGACUUUCCUUCAGAAACUUUUCACUGAUAAAUUAAAUAUUUUCAAUAGAAAUCUCAAAAUACUGGAUGAUAAAACAAGAUGGUGUAUGCCUGACAUAAAUAGUGACAAAUACAAUCUCGAAGUUAAAAGUGCUGCUUUAGCAGAUGUAGAAAUCGGAAUUGCAGAUUGCAAUAAAAAGGUUGGUGAACUUAAAGAAGCUUGUGAGAUAUUGCAAGUGGUAGCCGAACCAGCCUGCUAUCUUGAAGCUGCCUCACAAACUGAAAAGGCAAAGAAGAAUUUGGAAGUUCUUUCAUCGAACUAUGAAGAAAUUAAAAAACGUUUGCAAGACAAUAUCGAAGCAUGGCAAGACUACGAGAAACAUCUUGAAAAUGUAUCCGAGUGGCUUAGAAACAAAGAAAAUAAAAUACGACAAGAUACAGCAAAUCAGUUGAACCUUAACGAUAUUCAAAAUAAAAUAUUAGAAACUGAAGAUCUUAACAAUGAAAUAAAGAAAUACGGAGACGAAAUAAAAAGAUUGACAGAAGUCGGGGAAACAGUUUUAUCUAGUAAUCCAGACUCGAGGAUUUCUCAGUACAUAAAUCAUUUGGAAUCGAGAUAUCAAGCUGUAAGUAAAUUUAUGGACCAACAACUGAAACGAUUAAAUGACCUUAAAAAUAACAAAUCACAAUAUGACAAAUCAAUAUUGGAGUUUAAAACCUGGAUUCAAGACGCUAACUCUAAAAUAGCAGAUGUAGCAGCAAUGAGUAAACAUGCAAAACCAACGACUUCUGACUUAAAUCAAGUUAAAAAAAUGAAUGACAACAAAGAAAUUGGCCAGAAGUUAUUAAAUAACGCUGUUGAAUCUGGAGAAGCUCUGUUUAGUGAUGUUUCGCCGGAAGACCGCGAACAAAUAAGAAGUGAAUUAAGAUCAUUACGUGAUGCAUUUGAAGACUCUGUUGAUUCUCUCAACAAUGUUAUAAAAGACAUUGAAACCACUCUCAAUAAACGGUCAUCCUUUGACGACACAUUUAAUCAAGUUCAGAAAUGGAUUAGUGAUAAGGAAAUAGAGCUGGGAGAGUUUAAACUGUCCCCUAGUCUACCGGAAAAGAAAGCUCAACUUCAUGCUUAUAAGAUUCUCCAGCAAGAAGUAGAUUUACAUCAAUCGAUGCUGUCCCAACUUACUGAAAAACUAAAGUUGAUGCCGGACGAAGAUUCUGAAAAAAGUCUGAAUAAAAUAAUUGACAGAUAUGGUGCUAUGUCUUCAGAACUUGGAAACAGAAUUUCUAAAUAUGAGGGUCAUGUUAUGGAUCAUGAGAAAUAUAGUCAAAUGUUUGAGGAAGCUCGAGACAACCUCAAUCAUGUAAUCGCUGAAAAUAGUCUUGUUGCAUACGCUGUCGUUUCUCAAAAGGAUGACGUCGACUCUAAAAUCGCUUCGCUCGAAAAAGUAACUUCAAGGGCUCAAGAAAUUGAUAAUUCACUAGAAGAACUAAAGGUACAACUUCAUAGUGUAUUAGAAACAACUAGCCCCAAUGGUCAUCCUGUCCUCAUUAGUGAAUAUGAGCAACUAAAAACUACGUGGGAGCAAUUUUCAAAACAAUGUAAGGAAUAUGAUAAGAAGUUAAAAGAUACCUUGCAACAAUGGAAUGAAAGUCAAAAAACUUUAGAUGAUCUUGAUGAAUGGCUUAAAGUUAAAGAAAGUCAAGUUAGAGAUCAGAGCCUUAAAAGUAAUUUAGAAGCAAAAGUUUCACACUUACAAAAAGUCAAAGAACUACAGAGCGAGCUGGAAUCUAAAAAAGCUGAUUUUGCUGCCUUGACCGAUAAGCAAAACGUUUCAAGUGAGUCGAAUCUCAUUUCUAAAACCUCCAAACUAGCAACCAGGUACCACUCAUUAAAUAAUCUCGUUAAUGAAAUAAUUUCAAAAUACGAAGUGUUUGUAUCGGAGCACCAAGCAUUUGAAAACGAGUAUAACAACAUAGAAAAUUGGCUUAUGAAUAUGUUAAGUGAACUUCAAGACCUGAAUGAAAUUGUAGGCGAUUACGCUGUACUUCAAGAAAAACAAAAUAAGGCGAAAGAAUUGUACGAGAUGAGAAAUAAGAAAACACCAGUAUUUGAAGAAUUCCUUAGUUUGGGCGAAAAACUAUAUGCUCAUACGAGUCCUGACGGAAGAGAAAUUAUACGUCAAAAGAUUCGUAAAAUUAGAACAUUAUGGGACAGCUUUGGUGAUAGUUUCCAAGAAACAGUUAAUAAGUUAGAUCAGUGUCUCCUCCAAUUCUCAGACUUUUCUUUAGCUCAAGAACAAUUGACAAAAUGGCUCAAAGAUGUUGAAAAAGCGAUGCAAAAACAUACAGAACUAAAAGCUUCACUGGAAGAAAAGAAAGCGCAGCUACAAAAUCAUAAAAUUAUGCAUCAAGAAAUUAUGACUCAUCAACAACUAGUAGAGUCAGUUUGUGAUAAAGCUCAACAACUUGUCGAUCAAACUCAUGACGCCUCUUUAAAUGUUUAUUUACAAUCUAUUAAACAAUUGUUCCAAAAUAUUGUUACAAAAUCACAAAACCUUCAAGACAAUCUGGAGGACUGUGUUAAAAGACAUGAAGAAUUGGUACGUUUGAUUCAGCAAUUUAAGGAGUGGCUUGGAUCUCAAUCAGAAAAACUAUUAGACAUUGAAAAUGCUAUAGGUGAAAAACCAGAAAUUAUGAGAAAACUUCAAUCCGCGGUCGCCUUAAAAGAUAUUGAAAAAGUGGGCUCUAGCAAAUUAGAUGAAAUAAGAGCAAUGUUUUCUGUUGUUAGUAAAAGUACAUCAGAAGCCGGCAACUCAGUUAUAAAAGCAGAAAUUGAUAACUUGCAUAGUCAAUUACUAUCUGCAGUUGAGAGUAUUUCCACCGCUGAACAGAAAUUAAAAAAUACUUUAGAAGUGUGGAAUAAAUUUGAUGCAUCAAAUGAAUUGUUGUCGGUGUGGUUAAAAGAUAUGGAAAAUAAAUGCCGAGAUCAAACACUCUGUUCUACUUUGGCAGAAAAAGAAUCACAGUUGGAAAGAUAUGUUAAAAUACGUAAUGAUAUUCAUUCGAAAGAAAAAGAAAUUGAUGCCUUUGUAGAUGAAUCUCAUAGUCUUGUAUUAUUAAGUGGUGUAGAUCGACUUAAACCUCUUGUCACACAAGUAAGCAGUCGGUACCAACAACUACAUUUAAUUUCUAAGGAAAUAGUUAACCAUUGGCUUGAAUUAGUUACUGACCACAAGAAAUACAGUCAACUACGAAAUGAAUUCGAUUCCUGGCUAAAACCGUUAGAAGAUCAACUAUCGCAAAUAAUAACAAAUGAAGAUAAAUUAAGCAUUGAAAGUAAGGGUAAUAAGUUGCAAGUGUUUUUACUGGAACGAGAAAAUGGGGAACAUAAAAUGGGUAUCUUAACCGCGGCUGGUGAUAAGGUCUUACCAGAAACUGCAGCUAAUGGCAGGGAAAAUAUCAGAUCUGAAAUAAGAGAACUUAGACAGAGAUGGGAUAAAUUAAAUGACGGUAUUCUGCAGCAGCAAAAAGAAUAUGAAUCUCAAACACUGCAAUGGUCAAGUUAUCAGGACGUACUGCAACAAACCCUAUCUUGGUUGGAUGAAAAAGAGAAAAUAGUGGAGAGUGAAGAAAAAGUUAUAUUAAAUUCAGCACAAGAUAUUAAAUCCAAAUUACUUAAAAAUAAAACGUUGCUACAAGAAAUAUAUUCACAUAAAAGAGUGAUUGAAACUGUUACUGAAAAAGCUAAAUCUAUUGCUGCAAGCAUUAGUUCCGGCAAAGGAGAAAAUGACGAAAUGGCAAAAAUCACACAGUCUGUCUGGGAUAGGUACAAUGCUCUCACUAACAGGCUAUCUAAUAUAAUUACUAAGCAUGAAGGUGCCUUUGAUGUUUACCAACAAUUUGCUGACCAGCAAAAAUCACUUCAGGAUUAUCAGAAGCAUUUAUGGGACAGGUUACAUUUAUUGUCAGACUAUACGGGCAACAAAGCUGCUUUACAGAGCAAGGCAGUAAAGAUACAAGAACUUCUGGAUGCUAUUCCUACAGGGAGUAAUAAACUAAAAAUCCUAUCUGAUCUUAUAGAGAAUAAUAGUGUUAAACUUUCACCACGUGGAAAAGAAGGUAUGUCUCGGGAACUAGGAUUGCUUCGCGCUGAUCUUGAAAAAUUCACCGCGACAGUUCAUGAUGUUAAACAAGGCAUUGGAGAUAAAAUACAGCAAUGGAUAGAGUUUGAUGCUGCAAAUGAUCGUCUCCAGCAUUGGUUGAGCGACACUGAAAUGAGCCUGAAGACUUAUACCCCCAAAGCUACUUUGGAAGAAAAGAUAGACCAACUCACUAAGUAUCAGGAUUUGAAUAAAUCAAUAGAUAAUCAUGAAUCUGAUCUGAGUGCAGUAAUAAAUUUGGGGGAAGCCUUGGAUCAAGCUAUUCUAGCUAAUUUGAAAAAGACCGAAAACGACGUUGAUAAAGUGACCGAUGAGUUUAGUGACCUCAUUGAAAAUUGUAAUGAUACCAGAAUCACAAUGAAUCUACAACAGUUGACGUCCCGAUUCCAAUCAGUGCAUUCAACCGCUAAGGAAUUGGUUAAAAAAUGUCAGCAGGCGGUCAAUGACCACAAUGCCUAUCAAGAUAAAUACAAUCAAUGCAUAGACUGGGUAAAAACAGCUGAGCAUAAAUUUGAAGACACUCAAAAGAAUACUUCUAAUACUCCUGAAGGUAUUAUUGCCAAACGUGAGAGCCUGAACGAUUUAUUAAGCCAAAGACGUAAUGCAACUCUGCUUGUUAAUAAUACUUUUGAAUUGGGAGAGAAAUUGUACCCUUCAACGUCUCCCGAAGGCAAAGAAUUAAUUGAGCAACAAUUACACGACAUGCAACAAACUGUAGAUAAUUUGUUUGACAAUAUCUCGAAAGCGGAGCGUGAUUUAGAUUCUGAACUAAAUAAGUGGUCUUCGUUUGAUGAAAAUCUAAAAUCUGUAAAGGAAUGGCUAACAUUGGCCGAGAAAAAUCUUCCUAAAGAAAUUGAGCUUAAGGCUACAUUAGACGAAAAACGGAAUCAACUAAAUGUUUACAGAAAUUAUCUCCAGGAUGCCCUUGCACAUCAACAAGAUGUAUCGGACCUUGAAACUCGAGCUGGAAACUUACCUGACGUGAAUAAAAAUAUUACAAAAGAAUUGAAUCAAUUGAAACAACGGCAUGAUAUUAUUUUAGCUCGUUCAAAAUCUUUUGUUGAACAAUACGAAGCCAUUGUUAAUAAUCAUCAACAAUAUAGUAAAGCUGUGAUGGAUUUGCAAGAGUGGGUUGAGGCGACUCACAACACUUGCCAGUUGUGGGGUGACAUCAACUUAGAAAGAGUUUCACUAAGUAGUAAUUGUGAAAAAUUGAAAUCGUUACAAGUUAGUCUGCCUGAAGAGAAAAAUCGCAUAGAUAAAAUACGCACACUUGGGGAAAAAGUUUUGCCUGGAACUAUAGCUAGUGGUCAAACUAAUAUAAGAAAUCAAAUAGAUGCCUCGCACCAAGAAUGGGAAGGCUUAGUGUCAUUUAUCAACAAAACAAUUGAAAAUUUGGAAAAUAAAAUACAACUAUGGAACGAGUACGAGAACAUGAAAGAUCAAUGUUUAGCAUGGAUCAGAAAUACAGAUAAUUUGAUCCAUGCUGUCGAUUUGAAAGCGACCUUAUCUGAAAAACAAGAGCAAUAUAAUAAAUUCCAGGAAUUGCAGGGUGAAGUUCGUGCAAAGGAAUUAGAAAUAGAUAAUAUUACGGAAAAAGCACAAAAUUUGUACACGGGUGUAUUAGGCCCACGAGGUUCACAAUUAUCCGAUUUAACUGUGAAAUAUCAAACUUUAUCUCAAAAGGUUAAAGAUUUAACAAAUAGGUGGCAUCAAUACGUUAAGACUCACCAAGAAUUUACGACUAAUGUUGCUGAAUGUUCACAAUGGAUCGAAGAACUCAGAGAUAAACUAGACUUCUGUGCUGACUUAAGUUCUUGUUCUCAAGACGAUUUAGAAACAAAGUUAGUAUUGAUUCAAAACUUGUUGCUUGCCAAGGAUGAAGGAUUUACUAAAGUUCAAGCUUUAGUUGAACUUGCACAAAAUGUUAUGGCCAACACGGCACCAACUGGUCAUGAAGCUAUUAAUAAUUCUCUAGUGGCACUUCAAGAGCAAUGGUCAGCUUUAUUAUCAAGAAUGAUGGAAACAAAGAACCUACUUGAUGAUUCCGUUACUAAAUGGGCUGGAUUCUUAGAACAAAUUCAAUUGAUACAAAAAAGCAAUACGUGGUUAGAAGGCAUGUUAGCUGAAUUAACUCCAUAUGAGGGUUCAAUGUCAGAUAAACGUGCCCAACUUGAAAAAUUAAAAGAGGUCGAGGAAAAAGCUCGCUGUGAUCGUUUGGAAGUAGAUACGUUGAAAGCCAAAGCUGCUGAAAUGUUGGCCAGUGGACAGCAAAAUCAGGCAGCUUCAAAAGCCCAAGAAACUUUGAACAAAUUUGAUCAAUUAUAUGAAAAAAUUAAGAAGUUAUUAGCUGACCGCGAAGAACAAUAUAAGGAUCAUAGAUUAUAUAAAGAAGCCCAUGAUGAACUAAUACAAUGGCUAGGAAGAGCAAGAGAAAAAGUUCCAUCGCUUAAAUCCAAACCCUUAAGUGAUAAGCUUGCCAUUGAAAACUCAGUUGCCCCACUUGAAGCUUUAAUCAAUAAACAAGCACAAGGUGAAUUAUUAUUAGAACAUUUACAACAUACAGGUGAAGUUGUUCUGGCAAGUACAUCACCAGAUGGCCAAACCGUCAUAAAGAAUGAGAUGAAAGCUCUUAAAGAAAGUUUUGAUACACUCUUUAAUGAAAUAAAACAGCAAAAGAGUCAACUAGAAGACACCGUUAACCAAUGGCGAGAGUAUAAAGACGAAUACGAAAGACUUUCAGACUGGUUACAACAAAAGGAAAUACUUAUUAAAAACCAUAAAUUGGCAUUAUUAGGAACCGCUAAAGAAAAGGGAGGCCAGGUAAAUGAAGUAAAAGAAAUCGUUGAUCAAUUGCACAAGGGAAAAACUGAUAUUGACAAUUUCAACGCUUCAGCUACUGGCCUAUUAUCAUCUCAUUUAGAUACUUACGUAAACAAUCAAUUGAGACACCUUAACUCUCGAUAUCAAGUUCUCAUAAACAUGGCUAACGAUGUUCUUAAAAAAGUAGAAACUAACUACGAACAGCAUAAAAAUUAUGAUGAUAAUUAUGAAAAAACAAAGAAAUGGAUAAAUGAUGCCUGGGAAAUCACUCGAAGUGGCAGUGAAGCGGGUAACAAUAGCAGUAAAGAUGCUUUACAAAAGCGUUUGGAACAAAUAGAAGACCUACUGAAGCGUCGUGAGGAAGGCCAAAACCUUGUUCAUGCCACUGUUAAUAGUGGGGAAAAGGUGUUAAGAAAUACUAGAUCCGAUGGAAAAGACAGGAUAAAUACAGAAUUAAAAGAACUUCAAAAUGAAUGGGAUCGACUUGUUAAGAAGAUGACUACAGCUAAAGUCCACUUAGAAACAGCAUUACUUCAAUGGGCAGACUAUAGUUCUAGUUACUCUCAACUCCAACAAUGGAUAUCGGACAGGGAAGCGAAAUUACAAGAAGUGUGUGAACAAAAAGUUGCGAAGUCUAAAAAAGGUCAAGACCGUCAUGCAGGACUUACAACAGGUCUUAGCCUUGGAGAGAGAAAAGCUACACUUCGUCAAACAAACAAUAUUGUACAAGAUAUCGUUUCGUUUGAACCCAUGAUUCAGUCUGUAACUUCCAAGGCUUCAGAAUUAAUGCAACAAGCGCCUGCGUCUGAAAUAACCAGUAAAUAUGAGAGUCUUUCUAAACAAGCUAAAGACUUAUAUGAAAAACAAAAAGAAACUGUGGAACAACACCAAGUAUUCAUAGAUGCUGGUACAGACUUUGUCCAAUGGAUUAGAGCCGCUAAGGAAAAAUUAGGGAAGUGUUCCGAUGCAACCGGUGAUAAAGAAUCUUUAAGCAGUAAAAUAUCUCAAUUAAAAGUAUUGGAAAGUGAAUUGCCGGAGGGUCAAGCUAAAUUGCAAAAAGCGCUGGAACAGGGUGAGAUAUCCUGCGGUCUAGCUGAUGAAGAAGACAGAGAAGACAUUGAGGAAGAAGUGGCUCUAAUGCAAGAAGAAUACGAUACCUACGUAGAACAACUUCAUAAUACAAAAGCUUUGAUCGAGGGCGGUAUUGUUAAAUGGACAGAAUAUGAGGAGCAGUACAAGGAAGCCUUGGAUUGGUUAUCAAAGACUGAGAACCUGGUGCAAUCCUUUAAUAAAUUACAAAACAAUUUAGAACAAAAGAAAGUGGUUUUGGAAGAAUUCCAGUGUCACCUACAAACACUUUUUGAUUGGCAAGCUGAAUUGGAUAAGUUAAAUAUGCGUGCACAAACCCUGCUGGAAACAUGUUCAGAUACUAGGGUAUCAAAUGGUAUAACGCAGCUUACUACUAAGUACAACGCAAUCCUGUCACUCGCCAAGGAGGUUAUGAAACGCCUUGAAUUGCAUUACCAGGAGCAUCAACAACACAAUGCAUUGUACGGAGAAUGCCAAGACUGGUUGGAUAGGACUCGAGAGAAGUUGAACCAAUGUGCAGAGAUUCCGAACACCUUACAAGAAGUCAACAACAAACUCAACACUGUUAAACUUCUGCGCCAAUCUCUAGAACAAGGUCAAAACAAAUUGAGAUACCUCUUAGAAUUGAAAGAAAAAGUUAUGAUGAAUACUGAACAGGCCGGAGCGGCCAAGAUACAGGAAGAUACGGACAAUCUGAAGCAAGAGUUCGAUAAGUUGAUCGCUGACCUACAAGAAGUGAGAAACAAACUGACAACGAGAGCUUCGCAGUUUGAUGAUAUAUCGAAGAUCCAUAAACUCCUUGUAGAAUGGUUGGAUGAUAUUGAUCAAAAAAUGCAAUCAGACGAUUCGCUUCUCAACGACUUAUCAGAGAAGAAAGCUAAAUUGGAAAAAUUCAAAACCUUCAACAGAGACAUCGAUUCACACAAAGACCUUGUAAAUAAAUUGAAUGAAAAAAUUAAGGAGGACGCUUCAUUAAAAUCUAAAGAAAUAGAGGACACUUUGAAGCGAUACGACGAUAUUAAGAAGGCUGUCAAUGAUAUGAUCAAUAAACUCGAGGAGUACGUUAACUCGCACAUCCAAUAUAAAGAAUCGUAUGACAGUUUCUACGAUUGGAUUCGUAAUUGUAAGAUUGAAAUACAACAUUGCUCAGAUUCACACGGAGAUAAGGAGGAGGUUCAGAAGAAACUGAAAAGUGUCAAUAAAAUCAUUGGAUCACUUCCAAAAGGAGAGGCUUUACUUCAGAAGGCUAUUAAGUUGAGUGAAUCUGUGUUAGAAACAACUGGAAACGAAGGUAAAGAUAAUAUCAAUCAGGACAUCAAACAAUUAAAAAUAGAGUGGGAGAAUUUACAACAAAUAUGCAAGGAUACUAAAAAGUUAUUGGAGAAAUGUUUAUCUGCUUGGUCCGAUUUCAUGGAGACUUUAGAAAAGAUGACCAAAUGGGUCAAAGAUUUUGAAUCUAAAUUAAACACUGUCCAAAAGGUUGAUAAAAUAACUCCAGAAUAUCUUGAAAAGUGUCGUGAACUUUUAUCUCAAGCCCUGGCAAAUAAACAUGUUUUAGAAGAAUUAAACGACAGAUGUGAAAACUUAAUGGAACUUAGCGCUUGUGCUUGGGUUCGUGAUAAGACGGUCAAUUUACAAACUGAAUACACAGCCUUAUUGACUAAAAUACAAGGUCUUGUAUCAAAUGGAGAAAAGAACCUGUCAGAUCACACUGAAUUUAUCAAAGCAAAGGAGGAAUUACAGCGUUGGUUAGAGACUGCUCAUGGAACCGUACACGAUUCCAUUGGAGUUGGUGAUAUUGUCGCAACAAAAGACAAGUUAGAAACAGUCAAACUAGUCAGUAACAGGAUGACAGAAGGCCAUCAUUUGUUGGUUGUCUUACAAGAAGCAUUCAAGAAAGCUCUUAACAAUACCCCUCCUGAAGAACAAGACGGUUUACGUAACGACGUCAAAGUUUUGCAGGAGAGUUGGGAUCAACUUAAAAUAGACUUGAAUUCGAUAACGGCUCAAUUAAAGGCAGCCAUCGGCAAAUGGGAGGACUUUGAAGAAUCAAAGAAUAAAAUGAACCAAUGGAUCGAAGAAACUGAGCAGAACUUGGAUAGAGUACCCCCUGCAAGUGGUGAACUGGGAGAAAUGAAGACUCUUCUUGAGAAAUACAAACAUAUUGAGGAUGAAAUCAAUAACAAGUCUCCAGAAUUUGAACGCCUAAAGUCUGAAGCAGCAGAAUUAAGUGGUUGGGCUAAAAAUCCAGCCGCUAAAAAGGCUGUGGCAGCCUUAGAAAAGAAAUGCAAUGCCUUAAAGGCAAAGUGCGCUUCAAAGAAGGCAGAUCUAGAAGCCGACAUCAAAGAUUACAAUCAGUACCAUCAGUCUCUGCAAGAUACCGAAAAAUGGUUGCUGCAAAUAUCAUUUCAACUUAUGGCUCACAAUUCAUUGUAUAUUUCAAACCGUGAACAAACCGAGGAACAACUAGCCCAGCACGCAGUUUUACUGGAUGAUGUACAGAAGUAUCAGGCCACUCUAGACGAUCUCGAAGCAAAAGGUCGGGCACAGAUCGAACGCUACGAGGCCACAACACCAUCUAUCAAGGACACAGUCGGUAAACAACUGAAGAACGUUAAUGACAGCCACAAGAGCUUAUUAGCCACAGCUCUACAGAUUGAACGCCGUCUGAGAGAGGGUUUGGCUAAAUUCAAGGAGUAUGAAGACACUCUGGAGAGUAUUCUGAACAAUUUGGAUGAAUGUGAGCCGGCGAUCACUGAACUAGACGUCCCUGUGGAUGGACUGGCUCACGGACGAGACUUGCUGGAUAAGGCCAGGACGCUCCACAAUCGUCUGCAAACGGAGAAGUCUCGCCUGUGCGCGGCUGUUGCUGCUUGUAGUGCUGCUGCUGCCUCCGUGUCUCGACCCUCCUCGCCGGCAGAUACCGCACCUCCGCCAGUCCCACAGAGAGAACUACACGUUCGCGCGAGGCUGGAGGAUCUCAUCGACCAGACUCAUGUGAGCGACCUAGGUGGCGCACGAAUAGACUCCUUAAAACGGACUCUCGAAGCGCCGGAGUUCAGCCAGAAACUUGUGGCUUUCGAGAAUAAGGUACAAAGCCACCUGGAGACGCUGCGGGAUGCAGUCAGUGGAAUGGAGGAAGCUAUGAAGCAAAUGCAAGAAAUCCAGGAGUGGAUUGCGGUUCACGCCGCCUUGGCCCACGACUGGCUUUCUAACCCGUCUAAAUUACGACCGGAGGCCGCUAAACAGGAUAUGGCCACAAUGAAUGAUGCACUCGCGUCGCUGGCUGAAAAGCGUAAUAGAUUGCUCACUGAAAUUCCUACAGAGGGUCUGGAAGAUGAAAUAAAUCUUGAAGAAGAACUCGACAAACUAGAACAAACCAUUCAUCAGGCAAUCGAAAGAGAGAAGGGCAACCAGUCGAUCAUAGAAGAUUUUAGACACAAAUGCCAAGAGAUACAUGAUUGGUUCGAUUCUGUACUAAAGAAAAUGUGCCUAGCCGAUAAAGGGUCGGGAUUGCCUUGUCCACAGAAAUUGAAUGCUCUCAAAGAAUUAUCAUCUGACUUUGGGCAGAAUGGCAAGGAUAAAGUAGAUGCUAUCAAGAAUGUCGGGAAUAAAGUCAUCAACAUUGUUAGUAACUUGGAGUCGCAGCAAGUUGAAGAACAAAUGAAAUCAGUUGAGCGAAGGUACAACGACAUUGGUAAACGCAUUCAACGCAAAUUGCAGAUGUUAGAAAUAACUUACAAAGCCAUAGAUGGUACUAAGAAUGAGGUCAACGCUCAAAAUGAAUGGAUGCAAAAGGAAAUCGACAACAUGCUGCAUCCGGAGCCAUUGAGCUACGAUAGCAAGUCUGUUAAAGAUAGACAAAAGAAAGCAGCCAACUUACUGAAAGAAGCAGAUGGUAAAAAGACUGUUAUUGACUCUUUAGAAAAGAAGGUAAGCAACAUUCAAUCCGAGCUAGAACCUUCUGAACAAAUGCAAUUAGAGUCCGAGCUUUCGGAAUUAUCAUCUAAACAAAAACAGUUAGCGUCACUCGUUAAACAAGAAAUUGAGAGACUGGGAGGCUGCGCUGACACAAGGAAAAAAUUAGAAAAUGAUAUCGAGAAAGCUAAGAAUUGGCUUAAAUCUAAAGUAGCAGAGAUAAAGAAACUCGGAGGACCUGUACCCCUUGAAGUUGCUAAAGUUGAAAAAGAUAUAGCGGUUCAUAAGAAACUACAAAGUGAGCUCUCUGACUUCCACAAUGACACAUUUAGUGAAGUGAUGCGUCAGGGUAACGCUGUAUCGAAGGACUGCUCCAGCGAAAGCCGGGCUAAGUUGCAAGCUAUACUGGAAGAUUUAAACAAAACAUACACUGCAGCUAAAGUAGACAUUGAUGACAAACUGGCAGCUUUGAAUAAACUUCUUCAGGGAAGAAAUGAGUUUGAGGCUGAUGUCGCCAAGUGCCAGAGUUGGUUAAAUGAAGCUGAAGUAGCAGCUACUCCUGAGCUGCGUACAACUAGUCUACAAGUUUUGGAAGAACAGUUGGUUAAAUUUGAAAAAUUAAGUAAAGAGGCGGUGGAAGUUGAAAAGAAUAUUGGUAAAAUUAAGGAUAAAUCGAAAGAUAUUAUGGAUUCUUUAUCUGAUUCCAAUAAGCUACAGCUUAAGGAACAGGUGAAUGUUUUAUCUGAUAGAUUUGCAAGAAUUAAUGCUAUAAUAAACGACAAAAAGAACAUUUUAUUAAAGCAUAUCAAAGAAUAUAAGGAUGCUGCGGCAAAGAUAGCCGCUGCAUUAGAGUUCCUGAACGAAAUUCAAAACAAAUUAAAGGCUUUGAACAAACCAAUAGGUAGCAAAGUUGAAGACGUGCAACCAAUCAUCCAAGCUUACGAAUCUAUUCUGGAUGAUCUCAAGAAAAAUAAAGCUAUGCUCAAUGAAUUACAAGGAGGCAACUUACAUGACUUGCAAGAUAUUGUAGCUAAACAAGACGAACUGAUGAGCACGAUCGAAGACCAAAUAUCGAAACUCAAACAGUUGUUGCUAUUACGUGAACAGUUCUUUGCUUUGGUGAAGGAAAUUGAAGAUUUUAUAUCAAAAUACACAGAUAUCACGGCUGACAUUGAAAAAUCUAAUGAUUCAUUAGAAGAAAAGAUUAAACGCUACGAUGAUAUCAUAGUCAAAAUCCAGGGCUGUGAGGCUUUGUUAGCAACGGCAACAGAUAAGGGCCAACAGAUCGCGGCAGAAGGUACGGUGAUUGAUAGAAACAACAUCACAGAGUUAUUACAAUCGCUUAAACAACAGUUGCUAACAUUGCGACGCAACGUGGAGGCCAAACGCCAAGAGAAUGAACGAGCUGCGGCCGAACAUAAGAAAUUAGCAGCUGAUCUCUCUGCAAUACUUCAAUCUCUUCACGACAAUGAAGCUGCUGUACAUUCAAGGCCUCUAUUGAAUAGAGAUGUCGCUAGCGUUGAUAAAAAACUCAUUGAACACGCAACUCUAGCUAAAAACAUCCAAGGAUAUUUGGACAAGCUCACCAAAAUAAUCGAUUCCAUUAAAAGCGAUGAUGUAGUUCCCGGUACACUUUUGGAAAUGAUCUCAGAAGGAAAUUCUCUAAAAACUUCACUGCCAGAAGAACUAGCAAACAGAGAAAAACACCUACAAGAUAAUAAGAAAUACAGACAAUCAUAUCAACAAAUGGUUGAAAAACUGAGUAUUUGGGUGAAUGAAGCAAAUAUCAGACUAGGAAUGGGCAAAAAUGGAACAGACUUUGAAAACAUCGAGUCUGACAUCGAAGAGCAUAAGUCAUUCUUUAAUUCAUCAGAACCGGAAAUGAAAGAUCUUGUUGGAAAGAAGAUGCAGGACAUAGUGAACAAAAUAUGGCCAUCCCUCACUCCUUCCGAGCAGGAAGAGUUAUCUAAGGAACAUCAGAAAAACAACCAGCUUCUGAAGAAUACGUUGAAUUCAGCGAAAUCUCGUCAAGCACAACUGGAGAUAGAUUUGGAGAUCUGGAAAGAUUUCUGUCAGUUAGUGGAAAAGAUAAAGGCUAUUCUGGAUAAGAACGACAUCCCUGAAGAACCCGUGACUUCUAUGGAAUCACUCCGCUUGUACGUUGAGAAACUGAAACACGCCCACAACGACCUUGAGAACCAGCAGGCUCUGCUGGACGUGGUCCGUGAGCGCGCCCGCGAGCUGUCCGUGGGCGCUGAUGCGGCCAGUGGGGAGAGGGUCGAGCAGAGGGCGAGGGAACUGGCGGACCGCUGGGAAGUCGCCUGUGAAGGUCUAGCGAAACGAGCUGCAACAGCUGAUAGCCAGCUGCAGCGUUGGUCGUCUUUGGAGGACACACAUCGUGCUCUAUCCGCGGCUUUAACCGCUGCAGCCGACCGCCUGCGACACCUGGACACCAGCCCGCCGACCAGGAGACGAGCGCUGGACAUCAAACAUGAGUUACAGGAACUACAAAGCGAUGUUUCAAGUCUGGAGGAGAGUAGAGAUGAUCUUGUUGAACACGGAGACUUCGUCGUAUCACUGUUGAAGCCACACGAGGCCGCCGCUGGUAUAGAGAGAGAUGUCAGGGAGAUGGUGGAAAACUAUGAGAAAUUGCGACAGACUCUUGCGGCGAGACUCGCGGAGAUCGACGAAAUUGUUUCCGAAUUCGAUCGCAUUUCGGAGAAGAUCGAUAAGCUCCGACAACAGAUCGAAAUCUAUAUAACUAAAGUAAGAACCUUCUACGUAUUCGGAGAAGACGACGAACAGGGUCUACGACAAUUAUCAGCUGAGGUCUCGGAUCUCGUCGAGAGUACGAAGACCUUCACUGAGGAGAGUCGGAAACGCUACGGGGGUUCUGCGCCCGCGGACAUUGCGCAGGAGCUCUCGGCAUUAGAAUUAUCCGCGGAAGCCCUGGCCGCCGCUAUGGAAGAAAAAGAAAGGGAGUGGAAACGAGCCAAGACUGCCCGUACUGACUACGCAGCUGACGUGGACAGCGUGCAAGCUUGGGUCCGCGCAGCCGAGCUGACGGCUCGUGAGCGCACGUUACCACCACAGCCUUACCGUGAAAGACUCGUAGCCGUCCGUUCUGAGGAGCCAGGAGUGGCUGAUCGCGUUGAUCGCCUCACUAGGAAUGCGCGGACUUUGGUGGAGGGCAGCCGCGACGCGGAUGACCGUUCACUAAUCCAAUCAACCGUUGCGGCGCUCACAGAGCAGUUUACAGCCGUGUGCUCGGAGCUGGAGGCACGUCAAGCUGCAGUCGAAGAUGCUUGUGAUGCCGUGGCUCGUUUCCUGGCACUCCUAGAAAAGGUUCUACUCUGGGUGGAAACGCAACGCGCUUUCCUCGCGCGGCCGCUGGUUUUGGCCGACUUGCAGGAGGCGCAACAAAAACAGACAGAAUACGGGAACGCCCUUAAGAGUUGUAAGCAGCAGGCUAAAAAUUUAGCUGAUAUGACUAAAGAACUGGAAGCGAUUGAGCGUGUGACUAGUCCAGGAGAUUUACCUUCAAGAUUGGAGGCCGCCGAGAAUGCUACAGUGGAUGUAGAAAAGCGUCUAGCCAAGACAAAUGGUUUACUACAAGAAUUAGCCGAAGAGUGGGAGCGAUGUGAGAAGAAAUUGAAGGACGUUGGCCAUUGGCUCGAGGCCACAACUAGAACUCUAGAAGCACCACAGAACGCGAAAAAGCCUCUCCGGGAUAGAUUGGCUUUUAGAGAAAAAUUAAUUAAUGAUAUAUCAACACAAAAAACUAAAAUUUCCUACGCUGUAGAAAAACUCAACGUACACUUCGGAGCUGAGGGUGUGGCGGCGCAGUCGGGUGCACCAUCCGGUGUAUCAUCGGCAGCACGUGCCUUAGUCGGCUCUCUAGACGCUCUGGGUGCUGCCACAGGAGCGCAGGCUACGCAACUGGCGGCCGCUCUGGCGCAGGUGGAGGCUUAUUGCGCGGACGUGGCGCGCCUUCGUGGCUCGUUGUUGGCAGCCGAGCAACGCUUGCGCCAUGCUGCCCAGCCGCACUAUAGCCCCGGAGACCCCGAACAGGCUGCUCGGGCACAACAGGAAUGUCGCGAGAAAGUUAAGUCACUGCAGAGCAAAAUACAGGCGCGGAACGAAAGAAUCAAACUUAUUGUACAACGCGGCGGUCCGGACGCCGAUCCGCUGUCGGAUGCCUAG